Messenger RNA from Cuscuta epithymum, 1090 nucleotides. Lineage: Eukaryota; Viridiplantae; Streptophyta; Magnoliopsida; Solanales; Convolvulaceae. The record is from the annotation of a GenBank genome assembly.
GAAUUUAAUAUUGCUAUGUUGGCUAAAAGGGUUGGAGGCUACUACAAAAUCCGGGGAGUCUCAUGAGGCGGAUUGUCAAGGUAAGGUAUUUUCCUAAUUCUGAGUUUCUAAAAGCUAAACUGGGUAAUAAUUCAUCUUCUAUCUGGCGAAGUAUUUUUGAAACUCAAGAUAUUUUGAGAAAGAAUAUUAGACGCCGAGUCGGGCAUGGAAGGGACGUGCAAGUUUGGGCGGAUGCGUGGCUACCAGGACCGGGGGAUGGAAAAAUACACUCAGCUAAACCGGUAGGCAUAGCUGACAUGAAUGUAGCGGCUCUGAGGGAUUUUACUGUCUUCAGGAAAAGGAAGAUGGCUUCUGGUGGUCCAAGGAGAAAAAUGGAAUUUUUACUGUUAAAAGUUGAUAUAGAGCAUUGAUGCAGGGUGCGGAAGUCGGGGGUGGGAUUGUUGAAAGGAUUUUUGGGACCUAAAAAUCCCACGAAAGUUUAAAUAUUUUAUUUGGCAGGUUCUUGAUGGGUCUCUUCCAUCACUUGUUAACUUGGAAAAAAGGGGUGUACUGUUACAAAAUAUGUGUAAAGCUUGUUUACAGGAAGAGGAAACAACGGAUCACGCUCUUCGGACUUGCUUGAAGGUGGCCGAGGCCUGGACUACACCGGGAGUGAAUGCGGGCAACGGCAGCGACCCGUUAGAGAUUUGGCUGCAAAACUCCUUUCGGGGCCGGAUAAAGAGCUCAGAUGCAAGGUGGCGAUGUUGGUUUGGGGUCUUUGGAAACUGCGGAACUCGCUUGUUUGAAACGAAGAAUGGCAACAGGCGGCCGGGCUGAUUAACUAUUGCGCGAGCAUGCUGCGGACGUGGCACGAAGCUCAACAGCUACAGGUGAAGGUUAGCAGCAGCUCGAGAAUGGAAGAUGCGACUUGGAAGAAGCCGCGGGUGGGCAGGAUCAAAGUCAAUGUGGACGCCGCGGUGGACUUAGCAGGGGGCAUUAGAGCGUGGGGUUUGGUGGCAAGGGAUGAUAGCGAUAAUUUGUGAAAGCGGGUGGGUUUUCAUGCAAGGCGAACUGGACUCCGGCGGAAGCAGAAGCUUUUGGUCUAAGGGCG